UCCUUCCUCCUCCUCCUCCUCCUCCUCCUCCUCCUCCCCCUCCCCCUUAACCCCUGCCCGUCCCGGCACCGCGGGGCGCAGCCCGUGGCUCCGAGCCCCUCCCGGUGGGUCCGGGGGGUCCCGGGGGGUCGCGGUGGGUCCCGCUCCCGGUGCCGGUGCCGGUGGGGGGGCGAUGGGGGGGCUCAGCCCGGUGUUACUGGUGCUGCUGGUGGCCGCCGCCCUGGGCUCGGGACCGGCCCCGCCCGCCCUGUCAUUCCUGGAGAACCCCUCCAACAUCACGUCCUCGCUGGGCAAGACGGUGCGGCUGCGGUGCCGGGUGCGGGGGGCCGGUGAGCCCCCCGAGAUGGGCUGGUGGCGGGACGGGCACCCACUGGAGCUGGCCGACAGCGACCAGGCCCAGGUGCCGCUCAGCGAGGACGUGUGGCUGGGCACCAGCCAGCUCAGCAUCCCGGCCGUGCAGCCCUCGGACGCGGGACGCUACCGGUGCUGGGCGCGUGCCGGCGGGGAGCAGCUCCUCUCCACCGAGGCUCACCUGGAGCUGGCGGGGCUGCCCUUCUUCCUGGAGGAGCCGCAGGACCUGGAGGUGGGGGUCGACACCCCCUUCAACCUCAGCUGCAGCGCCCAGGGCCCCCCCGAACCCGUGCGCCUGCUCUGGCUGCGGGAUGGGGCCCCCCUCAAUUCCCUGCUGGACCCCCUGGCCAGCGCCCCCUCCACGCUGCUGGUCCUGGGCCUGAACCACAGCAGCUCCUUCGCCUGCGAAGCCCACAACGCCCGCGGCGUCGCCACCUCCCGCACCGCCACCAUCACCGUGGUGCCCCAGCGCCCCCGAAAGCUGGAGCUGGUGAAGCGGGGGCCGCGGUGGCUGGAGGUGGCGUGGGAACCGGGGGCCAGCGGGGAGACCCCCCUGCGCCUCUGCACCGUCCAGGCGGUGGGUGAGGACGAGGACCUGAGCAGUGUCCCCCCGGGGGGGCUCUACAACCGGGUGGUGCCGGUGCCCCCCUUCGCCCACCGCAUCGAGGGGCUCCGGCCCUUCGCUGCCUACCGGGCGAGGGUCUCCUGCCGCAGCACCCGCAGCUCCUCGCCCUGGACCCACUGGGUGCCCAUGGCCACGCUGGAGGGGGCACCGGGGGCCCCCCCCGAGAACGUGACGGCGGAGCGGGACGGCAGCCGGGCGCGGGUGCGGUGGGCGGCGCCGCGGGGGGCGCUGAACGGGGUGCUGCGGGGGUACCGGCUGGCCUACCGCAGCGCCCACGCCCCCGAGGUGGUGGUGGACGUGGGGCUGGUGCAGGAGAAGACGCUGGAGCUGGCGCCGGCCGUGCAGAACCUGUCGGUGCGCGUGGCCCCGUACACGGGGGCGGGGGACGGGCCCUGGAGCCCCCCCGUCCUGCUGCUCGCCCCUGGAGAGUCACCGCUGGAGACGAGGCCGGCAGUGCUGCCGGCGCCGGGGCUGGCCCGGGGCUGGUGGCUGGCGGUGCUGGCUCUCGCCGUGCUGGCCAGCCUGGCGCUGGCACUGGGUGUCCUGGCUGCGCGGCGCCGGCGCAAGGAGACGCGGUUUGGGGAGGUCUUCGCGCCCCGCGGGGAGCCGGUGGUGCAGUACCGCGUGCGCAGCUCCUACAGCCGCCGCACCACCGAGGCCACGCUGAACAGCCUGGGCAUCAGCGAGGAGCUGAAGGAGAAGCUGCGGGACGUCAUGGUCGACCGGCACCGCGUGGCGCUGGGCAAGACCCUGGGCGAGGGAGAGUUCGGUUCCGUCAUGGAGGGGCAGCUCAACCAGGACAACUGCGUCCUCAAAGUGGCCGUCAAGACGAUGAAGAUCGCCAUCUGCACCCGGGGGGAGCUGGAGGACUUCCUCAGCGAGGCCGUCUGCAUGAAGGAGUUCGACCACCCCAAUGUCAUGAAGCUGAUCGGGGUGUGCUUGCAGAGUUGGGGUGCUGAGGGGCUCCCCGCGCCCGUCGUCAUCCUGCCCUUCAUGAAACACGGGGACCUGCACAGCUUCCUGCUCUACUCCCGCCUGGGGGACAGCCCCGUGGCGCUGCCGCCGCAGAGGCUGGUGGGGUUCAUGGCCGACAUCGCGGCGGGGAUGGCCUACCUGAGCAGCAGGAACUUCGUGCACCGGGACCUGGCCGCCAGGAACUGCAUGCUGGACGAGCGCCUGCGCGUCUGCGUGGCGGAUUUCGGGCUCUCCAAGCAGAUGGGGGGGGGCCAGUACUACCGGCAGGGCCGGGUGGCCCCCGUCCCUGUCAAGUGGGUGGCCCUCGAGAGCCUGGCCGACCGCGUCUACACCACCAAGAGCGACGUGUGGUCCUUUGGGGUGACGAUGUGGGAGAUCGCCACGCGGGGCCAGACCCCCUACCCCGGGGUGGAGAACAGCGAGGUCUACGACUACCUGCGGCAGGGCCACCGCCUGCGGGCCCCCCCCCUCUGCCCCCCCCACUGUGAGUGCACCCCGGGAGCCCCAGGGCUGAUGCGCCGGUGCUGGGCCGUGGACCCCCGGGACCGGCCGACUUUUGAGGAGCUGGGGGGGGUCCUGGGGGCCACCCUACGGGGGCUGCCCCCCCCCAGCCCCCCCGACCCCCUCUACGUCAAUAUGGAGGAAGGGGGUGCCGCUGGGGGCCCCCCCACUCUGAGCAAGGAUGGGGGGGAUCCCCCCGCCCCCCCUGCGCCCCCCCUGCCCGAGGGGGCUCCCGGGCGCUACGUGGUGUGCCCGGCCCCCCCCGAAAGCGGGCGCCCCCCCGGGGACCCCCCAGCCCCUUGUGCCGCCUCUGAGGAGGGGGCUUGAGCAUGCCCCCACCCCCAACCUCCCCCCAAGCUGCCUCACUGCCAGGGCCCCC
This is a messenger RNA of Phalacrocorax carbo (great cormorant), 2831 nucleotides long. The record is from RefSeq and is a predicted model, not a curated record. NCBI's taxonomy places the organism in Eukaryota, Metazoa, Chordata, Aves, Suliformes, Phalacrocoracidae.